Molecule: messenger RNA, 3734 nt
Organism: Toxorhynchites rutilus septentrionalis
Lineage: Eukaryota; Metazoa; Arthropoda; Insecta; Diptera; Culicidae
Product: beta-galactosidase-1-like protein
Exons: 9
Coding region: 1746-3686 (646 amino acids)
Biological process (GO): carbohydrate metabolic process
Cellular component (GO): vacuole
Molecular function (GO): beta-galactosidase activity
Source: RefSeq, a predicted model, not a curated record
CUGUAUAAAACAUUUAUUCCAUGUAACGGACAACUCUGGCACGAUAAUUGUGCCUGAAAGUAAUAUGAUAUUAUAAUGUCGAGUUUUGGUAGAAGUACUGAAAUUUUAUAGUAAAACAUGAUUUUAAAGGGUAGAUUAGAAGAUCAAUCAAUGAACACAUCUGCGAUUGGAACCAUGAACGUGCGCUUAGUAAGAAAACGUGGAUGUGAUAACGAAAAAUAAAUUUUGGGCGGGACGAAGUUUGCCGGGCAGCUAGUAUAGAAUAAAAUCGAAAAUAUGUAAGUCUGCCUAUAAAAAAUGAUGCCUUUGUUUUUCCAAAAAUCGAAACGUACUUUCCGGACAACCCAAUAUGAACUAUCCUUAUUUCUUCCUGAUUUUUUUUUCAAAUUAUAGUUGGUUAUGCAGUGGAUCAGCAUAGAUAAUCAAUUGCCGGUGCCAGUAGUGUAAGCAUAACUGUUAUACCUUACCGUUGAAAACAAGACAGGGGGAGAUUACGGUGGUCGAUGAGUUUGGUCAUGCAUUACGCCAGUCCCAUUGCUGGUCAAUCGCUGCGAGUCGUUUUCGAUUUAGCUUUUUCCUCAGACAAUCAGGUCGUCGCCUUUAGGAUGUGCAAGGUUCGGAAAUAUUUGAUGGUAUUCAGUUUCGUUUGAAUGUAUCUGCAUUCACAUGGUUUGUCACUAUCACACGAAUGCGACUCCCUGACAUCACUGCGUUUGAUAAACUUGACAGAUAUUCGGAAAAUUGUUCUUUAACCCUUUGCGGUCGGAAUUAAUUUCCCUUUAAAGAAAUCCCUUUAUCUUUCCACGCUAAUAAUAUUUGGUUUAUACCAAGUACCGUUACCUAUUACUCAGAGAAACUCGGUAUAGAUUCGUGAAAAAGGUCACUAGACAUUAAAUUUCGAUAAAAUGUAAACUAUUACAUCGUUGAAUAAAGUAUUUAACAUGAUUCCUUGGCGGCUGAGAGCAGACGAACGACCGCAAAGGGUUAAAUUCUUUUUUGGUGAAAUGAAACGGAUCAAACUUCCAAAUGAAUAUCUGCGAGAGUUCUGCACUGCACUUUGACGAUAACAAUAACUAGAGCCCAUUAGAUAAAAUUCAAUGGUCAAUGAGAUUUUGUGUUUUUCAAAAUUAAAUAAAACGACAGCAGAAAUGAACAAAAUAGAAAAAUCGAUGUUCGACCAUUCGUUGCAUGAUUUUUUCUUUAUUGGUGAAAUAAAUGACGAUCAACUUAAAAUGAACUUGCUCUUUUAUAAAAGGUGUAUUUCAUUUCUUGGUUUGCAAUAUACCAACCCCUGUGCUUAAAGACUGCACGAAAUAUUGUAAUCUUGGUUUCUUUUUAAUUGGCAGCUCAUAUGAUUCAAUACGAAAUCCAUGAAUGACCCCCGAAAUUCCAAAUUCAUAGAAAUAUUAAUAUUAUACCAAAUACCAAUAGCAUUGCUAACACAACCUAUGUCAUGUUUAUGUGCUAUUGAUGCAAACAUAUUUGAUCGUCUGAAAGAUAACUACAAUCAGUGAACGCAUAAGUGCAAGGUAAUUCAGCGCACAGAGCGCACGCAUGUUUGACUCACCGACUAAGAAGAUCAUCGUGUCUCAGUCACAUAAAAGAAUUUGUGAACAACAGUUGUGUCUCACAUUACGUACGAACGUCAUCUUUGUCAUCUCAGUGGUAUUAAUUAUUUUUAGACUCAACGAUAAGUGCACAUCUUUCACAAAUCGGUAAAAAGAAAAGAUAAAAUAAAUAAUGCUAUGGAAAUAUUCAAAUGGCAAUGGUCAUUAGGCAGUAUUAUUUGCAUUGUUUAUCUUAUCUGUGGUCAAACUGUUGUAGAUAAAAGACAGAGAACGUUCACCAUCGACUAUGAUAACAACACGUUUUUACUUGAUGGCGAACCGUUUCAAUAUAUCGCAGGAUCGUUCCAUUACUUUCGAGCUGUGCCGCAAUCAUGGAGUCGAAUAUUGAAAUCGAUGCGAGCUGCUGGCUUGAAUGCAGUCACAACCUAUGUAGAAUGGUCGCUACACAAUCCAAAGGAAGACGUUUAUAGUUGGGAGGGAAUUGCCGAUAUAGAGCAUUUCAUCCAAUUAGCACAGAGCGAAGAUUUAUUCGUUAUCCUAAGACCAGGCCCAUACAUUUGCGCUGAGCGCGAUAUGGGUGGUUUCCCUUAUUGGCUGCUUCAUAAAUAUCCAGCAAUUCAACUGAGAACUAGCGAUAUAGCUUAUCUACAUGAAGUACGAACUUGGUAUGCUGAACUUUUUUCGCGAUUGGAAAGGUAUUUCUAUGGAAACGGAGGGCCCAUUAUAAUGGUGCAAGUAGAAAACGAAUACGGAUCAUUCUUUGCUUGUGAUCAUAAGUACAUGACUUGGUUACGUGAUGAAACGGAGAGAUAUGUCAGAGGACAGGCAGUUCUGUUCACAAAUAAUGGUCCCGGAUUAGCGGAAUGCGGAGGCGUGGAUGGUGUGCUGAAUACACUGGAUUUCGGUCCUGGAACAACCGAGGAAAUAAAUGACUACUGGAAUGAACUCCGGAAACACCAGCCGAGAGGACCGUUAGUCAAUGCCGAGUACUAUCCGGGAUGGUUAACACACUGGCAAGAACCAACGAUGUCACGCGUAGCGAUUGCACCCGUUACCGCUACACUGAGAGAGAUGCUGAGUGCCAAAGUUAACAUCAACAUAUAUAUGUUUUAUGGAGGAACGAACUUUGGUUUUACUGCUGGAGCUAAUGAGCAGGGGGCAGGUCACUUUGUACCAGACAUAACUUCAUACGACUAUGAUGCUCCUAUUGACGAAUCAGGAGAUCCGACUCCGAAGUACUAUGCCAUUCGCCAAGUCAUUUCAAUGUUCUUUCCUAUCCCCAACGUUCCCGUUCCAAUACCACUGCAAAAAAUGUCCCUACCAUCAGUUUUGCUAACUCCCAUUGGUAGUGCAUUAAAUAGAGGUAUCCUACGCGUAAUAGGAUCGCCCAAAGUAACGAGUAUUUAUCCUCUCACAUUUGAGGCAUUAAAUCAAUAUUCUGGAAUAGUUUUAUAUGAAGCUCUUCUGCCGAACAACAUCAAAACAGACCCAAUGAAAUUAACCGUUAGCAAGAUACAUGAUAGAGGCUACGUUUACAUCGAUUCUACUUUCGUUGGUGUUCUAUCAAGACAAAAUGCAAUUGAUGCUUUGCCCAUAAUUUUAGGACUGGGAAGGAAGCUUCAAAUCGUCGUUGAGAGCGAAGGACGUGUAAAUUUCGGCACACCGAACGAUUUUAAAGGCUUGAUUGGAGAUGUUUUCAUAAAUGAACAGAAGAUUCAAAACUGGACAAUGAUAGGAAUUCCCUUGGACAAUAUAGAAAAAAUACAGAACUUAUGCAACAAACACCGGUUAGAAAAACAUUUUUCGAAUAUUGCUAGUAACUUUGGUGCAAAACCUGGUAUUGUAAGGGGUCCUACGAUAUUCCACGGUACAUUUGACAUCGCAAAGGUAGAUAUUUUGGACACCUAUGUAAAUCCUAUUGGUUGGGGCAAGGGAGUUCUCUUCAUUAAUAAACACAAUUUGGGAAGAUAUUGGCCAGGAGUUGGUCCUCAACUGACAUUGUAUGUACCGAAGGCUAUUCUGAAGAAAACAGCGAACGAAAUUAUUCUUAUUGAAUACCAAACAGUGAAAAGUCCCUCCAUGACAAUUGAAUUUGAUAGCUCAGCUAAAUUCAAUUAGAUUCGUAAGACUGUAUAUUUGAGUUAGUAAAUUUUAAUGAUCACCUUA